AUGCUCGAUAGAGCUUUGCCUCCUUCUCUGCUGUCGUUGAUUCUGGUUGUUUCACAAGCCGCUGCAUUUCCAUACGAUUUCAAGGACAACUACAGGAAACAGGCCCCGGCGCCUCAAGACGGCCCUCCUGCUUCAGCUCAAGCAUCCCGAGACCCGAAUCGUUUGCCAUACGACGUCGCAGGAGUCGUUGGCGGAUACGUCCUCACAGUACUUAUCUGGGGAGUCUUGCUCCUCACCAUCGGCAGAAAGAUGAGACGAAAGGCGCUCGAACCUCCAAAGGCUCUGGAGCUGGAGCUCCACAACAAUAAACCAAUACGGCCUUCAAUAAGGACAGCGCCUCUAGCUUCGCCAUCUCUUUCAGCUCGGUCUGCGACUUCGUGGUUGCGAAAAUUCAAGAAAAGCGACUCUGCAGUCCAGAGCCCCGUCAUUGGCUCGCCCACAUCCUUCGACCAGAAAGUCAUUGAUGACCACAACCAGCGCGCACAAGCAGAUAUGGAGCGCCUGUAUGCAGCUGUAAUGGACCACGAUGAGCAGAAACACGCCUCCACGGUCAGCGUUAACGAGAUGGAGCAAAGGCCCAUGGAGCAAAGACCAAGGACAAUGGAGCGAAGGCGACCUUCCGCCAUCAGCACAACCCGCUCUCAGCACAACGAGGACGACAGCCCAAUCUCACCAGUAAAGGCUAUCUACCCGCCCGACUACCAAAAUGGUCCCAUGACCGCGCCUAUGCCCCACGACCGCGUACGAGACCAAUACCCACCCCCCAGCCCCCGCAGCAUCGUCUCCAAGCGCUCACACCUUUCCGCCACAAACACCACAAGCAGCAAAAAUGCCCGCUUCAACCUCAAGAACCUGCGCAUCUCCGGGCCCAUCCAGAAAUACCCAGGCGUCGACUCCGACGACGAAGCCCACACUCCCCUCUCUCCCCGCUUCUACCAACCCGGCGCACCCCCCUCGCCCCCAACCCAGCAAAACAGCCCUACAUCUCCCUACGACGCCGCUGAAGAACUCGACCGUGUCCAGCCCCUCCCACUCCCCGCGCCUCACCGCGGUAGCGCGCGCUCCGCCAGCUCGCCAUCCUCGACCCUCCCCUUCCGCAGCUUCGCCGAGCCGCUGCAAUCCCCCGGCAUCCAGACAACGGUGCUCGAACCGACGGGCGUGCCGUUCACCCCGUACAGUCCGUAUAUGCCGUUCACGCCUAUCACGCCCGUCACGCCGCAUCUGGUGAGCAAGCGCGAUCGCAAGGCGGCGGCGAAGAUGGAGAAGGGCAGGAUGAAGGCGCUAAAGGAGGAUAUGGUACAGAGCCCCAAGGAGAUAUUUGGGGAUGCGUGGUGA
This is a messenger RNA of Parastagonospora nodorum SN15, 1335 nucleotides long. RefSeq lists its product as hypothetical. Bases 1 to 1335 code for a protein of 444 amino acids. The transcript has 2 exons. Lineage: Eukaryota; Fungi; Ascomycota; Dothideomycetes; Pleosporales; Phaeosphaeriaceae. The record is from RefSeq and is a predicted model, not a curated record.